AUGGACGGCCCGCGAGUGUUGAAGUUGAAAUCGGCCUUUGAGAAAAUGCUGAGCCAGCUCUUCUCAGAAGCAGAGAUAGAUGAGCAAGUGAAAGAAGAUAUCCACUCCUUGUUCACACAGCUGCUGCUGAAGUACUCCAUUCCCUCGAAGCUGAACGAGCUAGACAGCUUGAUACAGCGACAGCCCAACACCCUAUACGACAUCACUGAUCCGAAUGCCAUUUCCUCCGUGCUUUCUUCGCACAUUUCAGAGUCUGCACACGAGCUCGAUGCUUUUAUAACGGAAGAAAGCACAAAAAUAAAGAGAGAAAUCUCUUCGGUGAAGGAAAGAGAAAGGGAGAUAGACCAGUCUCUGGCGCACUUUACCGCAGAGCUGACCAGCUGGAUGAAAAUGAGCGAAAGUGCGCUUGGAAAAAUUAAGAAACAAACACAAUAA
Molecule: messenger RNA, 435 nt
Organism: Nematocida minor
Lineage: Eukaryota; Fungi; Microsporidia
Exons: 1
Coding region: 1-435 (144 amino acids)
Source: RefSeq, a predicted model, not a curated record